This is a messenger RNA of Gastrolobium bilobum, 1228 nucleotides long. RefSeq lists its product as uncharacterized. The transcript is spliced from 3 exons. Lineage: Eukaryota; Viridiplantae; Streptophyta; Magnoliopsida; Fabales; Fabaceae. Gene Ontology annotation, molecular function: nucleic acid binding; zinc ion binding. The record is from RefSeq and is a predicted model, not a curated record. The annotation marks the transcript as partial.
AUGAGAAGUGUGCACAAAAGGGAAUGGCAACCCAAGUUGACGGCUAUUACGGAAUCAAAAGAUUUGAAAACUAUGGAUCUUGCAACCUUGUUCGGCAAGCUCCAAGAGUAUGAAAUGGAGCUAACUAGAAUAACCUUGAAGGAACAAGCCAUCAAGAAAAGUAGGGGAAUUGCCUUGAAAGCCUCAAAACCAAGCAAAGAAAAGGAUGAGGAAAAAGAAGAUGGAGAUUCCGAAAAUGGUCUUGAUGAAGAUGAGAUGGGUCUCUUCAUAAAGAAGUAUGGAAAAUUCUUUCAGAAGAACUUCUCAAAGAAAUCCGCAUUUCCUCCUAGAAGAAGAUCUAAGGAUGAAGGAUCCUCACAACUCACCAUCACUUGCUUUGAAUGUGGAAAAACCGGUCACUACAAAUCCGAUUGUCCAAACAUUCAAAAGAAAGACAAAUAUGAAAAGAAGCAAGGCAAGGAUAGAAGGAACUUCAAGAAGGCUUAUCUUGCUUGGGAUGAUGAAUCUAGUUCUUCCGAUGAUGACUCCAAGGAAGAAGCAAACCUAUGCUUCAUGCAAGAUGGAAGACCACCGGAGAAAUCAAGCAAAGGAACUCAACAUAUAUGUCUAAUGGCAAAUGAGGACAAAAAUGAAUCCGAAACCGAGGUAAACUCAUCUUGCUCUACUAUUUCCCCUUCAUAUGAUGAAUUGUCUGCCAUGUUUGAAGAAAUGCAUAAUGAAACCCUAAAACAUGUUAAAACUCUUAGAGCAUCAAGAAAAACUAUUUGUUCCUUGGAAAAACAAAUUGUGUCUUUAGAAAAAGAAGUGAAAGAUUUAAAAGAUGAAAAUGAAACUCUCAAAUUACUUGAUGCUAGCACUAGUUGUAUCAAAUGCCUAUCUUCAAAUGAUCAUGCAUCUUCAUCAUCAUGUACUUCAUGUAAAGAUUUAAACAAUGAAAUUGAUGAUUUAAAUGAAAUUCUAAGCAAAUUCACAUGUGGAAGAGAUAACUUAAAUGUGUUGCUUGGUCAUAGUGCAUCCACAUGUAAAGUUAGAAAGAAUGGUAUUAUUGGGCAAAAGAAAGUGUGGGUUUGCUUAAAGGCUAAAAGCUCCAAAUGGUACUUGGAUAGUGGUUGCUCAAGUCACAUGACGGGAGAUGUAACUAAAUUCCAAUCAUUCACAAAGAAAGAGCAUGGACAUGUUUCCUUUGGAGAUAACAACAAAGGAAAGAUUCUCGGUAUUGGAAAAGUUG